UUCACUGUAAUUGAUGGUGCUGGACUGACUGGUUUGGGCUGGGACUGCAGCCUCCUUCCUAAAAUAACUAGGGCAUCAUAUCCCUAUAAAUGGUGACCUGCCUGGGCCAUUCCAGCUCUUCUCUGUCAACGGACUGCAUCUGGUGGAGGACCAUCUAACGACCUGUAAUCAUGCCAGGACUCGUCUCAUCAAUCCAGGAUAUCAUCAAAUGUUUCCAGAAAUAUUCUGAGAAGGAUUGUCACCAGAAUAAGUUGAAUAGUGAGGAACUCAACCUCCUCAUCCAGAGCGAAUUUUCAGAAGUCAUCAAGAAAUCGAAAGAUCCAAACACAAUUUCAAGUUUACUAUCAAUUCUUGAUGAGAAUAAUGAUGGGGAGGUGGACUUCAGUGAGUUCUGUGACCUGUUGUGCAAGGUGUUAAAGGCAUACUACAAGGUUGUGUAUGAAAAGGAAGACACGUGCCAACAGCCAGAUGAACCAAAGAAAAAUGUAGAAACAACCCCUCAAAUUACAUCUCAAACACCUAAUGAGCAACCAAAAAAGAACGUAGAAACAACCUCUCAGACUACAUCUCAAACAUCUGAUGAGCCACCAAAAAAGAAUGUAGAAACAACCUCUCAGACUACAUGUCAAACACCUGAUGAGCCACCAAAAAAGAAUGUAGAAACAACAUCUCAGACUACAUCUCAAAAACCUGAUGAGCGACCAAAAAAGAAUGUAGAACCAACCUCUCAGACUACAUCUCAAACACCUGAUGAGCUACCAAAAAAGAAUGUAGAACCAACCUCUCAGACUACAUCUCAAAAACCUGAUGAGCCACCAAACUACUACCAGAAGCCACUGCGCCCAAAGUGUGAGAAGACCCAGUCAAGCUACCAUGACCAGAAAGGCGCCUGUGCAGCUCAGGGAAUUGGAGGUGAAAAAAAUCAGAUAUGUACACAAACUGACCAAAAAACUGAAGAGAAAGACAGCACAGGAUCUCAAUCCCAAGAUUACAGCCAGGGAAAAGACCAAACAUCUCAACAAGAUCCAAAGGAGUCACAAUGCCAAGGCAAGGAGCAAACAUCUCAUGUAGACACUACAGUAUCCCAAUCCCACAGUGACUCAAGUAAAGACCAAGUGCAAGGUACCACCAGCUCACAAUCUACAAAUAAUAAACAAGACCAAACAUCAAAACCAACCACCACUGGAUCCCAAUCCGAAGGUAAAGAGCAGAUCAUGAUGGCAGAAAACACAACCACAGCAGAUCAACCUGAUCAAGAACCACAGAGUUUCUACCAAAGACCUCUGUACAUACCUCCUCCACAAAGCUUUGGUGUAGAAGUACAAGCCUCAUCCCAGCCACCUUCAUACAGCCAAAGCCAACAGGACCCUACACCUACAUGUCAAGAAACCCCGAAGGAGACCCAUCAGCCUCAGCAAAACAAGUUCUAUCAACACCAGCAAACCUUCUCCUUUGACAAGAAGAAACCUUGAACAGGUGGAUCCACCUGAACCAUAGAGAUGGACCUACCCCACUAAUCACAUAAUACUCCAAGAAUCAGAUAUUUACGAGUUGCAGAGUCGCCAGUUUUCCUUUGAUUUCUUGUGCAUUUACUCAAGUACCAUUGCUAUUUACUUCAAGGCAGGAAAUGAAGGAGAGACAAUAGAUAUCAGCAUUUUAUAUAAUCAUUAUAUGGCACUGCUUAUUACAUUACUGUAUGAUUAUCUGGCAAAUAAGUAAAUAGCAAUAAAAUAUACUGAAAGCCUA
Molecule: messenger RNA, 1746 nt
Organism: Bufo bufo (common toad)
Lineage: Eukaryota; Metazoa; Chordata; Amphibia; Anura; Bufonidae
Product: cornulin-like
Exons: 3
Coding region: 171-1472 (433 amino acids)
Molecular function (GO): transition metal ion binding; calcium ion binding
Source: RefSeq, a predicted model, not a curated record